Sinocyclocheilus rhinocerous is the source of this 2659-nucleotide messenger RNA. Its product is annotated as glycosylphosphatidylinositol anchor attachment 1 protein. Lineage: Eukaryota; Metazoa; Chordata; Actinopteri; Cypriniformes; Cyprinidae. The record is from RefSeq and is a predicted model, not a curated record. The coding region runs from base 206 to 2053 and encodes 615 amino acids. Gene Ontology annotation, biological process: attachment of GPI anchor to protein. The transcript has 14 exons. Gene Ontology annotation, cellular component: GPI-anchor transamidase complex; membrane.
AGCCCCGCCCAUUUAGCGUCACCGGAAGUUGGUCCUCACCGCGUAACUUCCGACCGGAACACGGAACAGUAGCGUGAACUCUGAAUAAAUGAAUGCACUGCAGCUGCAAAUGAAACCGUAUUUUAACGUUUGCUGUCUUGAGGAGAUGAAGAGCUAAUCAUACUGAUGCUUAAGGUCUAUUGAAGCGGAGCAGUAGGUUAUCAUCAUGGGUCUGUUGUCUGACCCGAAUCGCAGGAAAGCCCUGACCAACCUCUUGACCCGCCUCAACGCACCCAUAUGUAUGGUGUGCUACCUGGCGGCCAUCGUGUGGUUCAUGGGUCUGGCGUUUGAGCCCUUCACACUGCGCACGUACAUGUCCGAGAACGCCAUGGGCUCCACUAUGGUGGAGGAGCGCUUCUCCUCCGGGGAACGAGCGCUGUCUCUCGCCAAGGAGUUCGAUGCUCACAAAAGAAAGGCGGGUGGGAUGCCGGUGGAGUGGUUAGUUAAAGCGAUGCAAGCCAGAGGACUGGAGGUGUUCACUCAGAGCUUCUCCCGUAAGCUGCCCUUCCCUGACGAGAACAAAGAAAGAUAUAUGGUUCGAGGCACGAAUGUGUAUGGGAUCUUGCGAGCUCCUCGCGCUCCUCGGACAGAGGCUCUGGUCAUCACAGCUCCCUGCAGUCCUGGAAACAGCGACAACCAGGCGGUCGGUCUUCUGCUGGCGCUCGCGCAGUAUUUCAGGAACCAGAUUUUCUGGGCCAAAGACAUCAUAUUCUUGGUGAAUGAGCAUGAUUUGAUCGGUAUGCAGGCCUGGCUGGAAGGCUACCACCACACUAACAUCACAGGAAUGGAGUACUCGCCGCUGCAGGGUCGCGCAGGGUCAAUCCAAGCUGCCCUCUCAUUGGAGCUCAGCAGUGAUGUCAUUACCAGCCUGGACCUGAUUUUAGAAGGACUUAACGGUCAGCUGCCCAACCUGGACCUAGCCAACCUCUUCUAUGCCUUCUGUCAGAAGUUAGGAGUCUUGUGCACCAUUCAGGGAAAGCUCCAGAGGAAUGACUGGGACACGGCUGAGGGCUACACUCACGCGGCUCAGACCAUGAUGCUGAUGGUGUUGAAACAAGCUUGCGGACGGUCCUGGGGAGAUCACGGCCUCUUCCUCCGCUAUCACAUCGAAGCCGCUUCUAUUCGAGGCAUCAACGGUUUCAGACACUACAAGAUGGACGUGGCCACCAUUGGCAGGUUGCUGGAGGGAAUGGUCCGUAAGCUCAACAAUCUCCUGGAGCGUCUUCACCAGUCGUAUUUCUUCUACCUCUUGCCUUCUCUCUCUCGGUUUGUCUCCAUUGGCUACUAUAUGCCGGCGUUUGGCCUCCUGGCUGUCAUCUUACUGCUUCGAGCGCUGGAUCUCUGGGUUAAUCUGGGAGCACCUGCUCUGGAAGCAGUGGAUGGAGUUACUGAAGCAGAGCAACCGUCUGGUCCGGGCGUGUUGACCGUGUUGACCCCAGUGGUGAUCAGUCACCUGACAGGUGUGGCGCUGUAUCUGCUUCCUGUUCAUCUGCAGGAAAUGGCUGUGGAGCACUUCCCGGUGUCUGAAACCGAAGCUGUGGUGCUCACUGCUGUAGCCAUCUACACCGCAGGCCUAGCCCUGCCGCACAACACACAGCGGUUGCUGUCUGGAGAGGGCACAGAGCAGGGCUGGAAAGUGCUGAAACUUACGGCUUUGCUCUAUCUAGCUGUGCUGUUGGGCUGCACAGCCCUCAUUAACUUCUCUCUGGGAUUCGUCUUAGCCGUUACACUGGUGCCGAUCACCGCCAGCAUGACGCCGCACAUGCCCAAAGCUCUGAGCGCUCUGGCCAUGGUGCUGCUCAGUCCUGCCUUCACCAUCCUCUACUGCGUCUUCAUCUACCAGGAGCUCAUCGAAGCGCCUGUCAGCGUCGGCGAGGGCUGGAUGCUCUUCCUCUCGGUCAUCUCGCAGGGCAUUCUUGAUCACGCUCUCUACGGAUCACUCGUAUAUCCACUCUUAGCCCUUUUCAUUUAUCCCUGCUGGCUAAUGUUCUGGAACAUUCUUUUCUGGAGUUAACCGUUCUCAAAUGUCUCGAGUAGCUUCCGAUGGAGCUGUUUUUAAAAGAAUGCCAAUCAUGAAGAUUUAUUGUCCAUCUGUGGGCUUUAUCUGCUGUUAGGGGUUGGCGUUGGGAAGAUCUAGGACGAUGUCAGGCCCAAAGAAAGGUCAGAUAAAAAGGAUUUAAUGGUGUGGCUUCAGAGUACUUUAAUCCAAGUGUUUGAGUUUUGGGGAAGGGGUUUGCAUGAAGACACAUGUAGGACAGAAAUAAUGAAUUAUUACAAGAAAGCAGAAAUGUUCAAAUUCAAUAUUGUUACCAGAUGUGUGGACAUAAUGGUUCAUUUUUUACCUUAUUAUAGUUUGCGCAGUUUGGCAUUUUGAACUCUGGGGUUACUGGAAGCUUAUAUUUAAUAUGGUUUUAUAUUCGUAAUUGUACAAAAUGAUUGUUUGUUAACUCAACUGAAAUCACAAAAGGCAGAAACGAGAAGAACACUCGACCUUAAAGAGCAAGUUUCCAAGACUUUGAUGCAUUAUUCAGUUUGUUUCAGGCAACACUGUAUUCAUAUGCCCUGAUGAAUUAUGCACAUAGGUCUUUGAUUAUUAAAUGUGAAUAAAAUAUAAAAGUUU